Marmota monax (woodchuck) is the source of this 3584-nucleotide messenger RNA. RefSeq names its product ral guanine nucleotide dissociation stimulator. Bases 1747 to 3417 code for a protein of 556 amino acids. Gene Ontology annotation, biological process: signal transduction. Lineage: Eukaryota; Metazoa; Chordata; Mammalia; Rodentia; Sciuridae. The record is from RefSeq and is a predicted model, not a curated record. The transcript is spliced from 10 exons.
CCAUUUUUGCCAGGAAAGAGAGCCCGUGGUCACGCCUUGUCCAAAGCAUCCCACGCCAGGGGCUCCCAUCCCUAGCACUCCUGUCCUGAAAGGAAGCCCCUCAGAGGCAAGGUGGGUCCAACCACCUCCCAUGUGUUCACUCAUCACCGUGUUCCAGCAGUCACCCCAGUUAACAGUCCUGAUGGGACUGGAUGUGGCUCAGAAUGUCACCCUCAUGAGCUCUACCCUGCUCCAGCUGCAGUUCUGCAGUGGGAGAAACACAAAACCUCAAAACACAUGCACAGGAAUGAAAAGAGCAAGAGCCAGAGCCCAGACAGGCCAGGUGUGGCAAGGACAGCUGGAGUGCCUAGGUUGGGACUCAGAAUUAUGUCAGUGGGGUGGCAUUGCUGCUGGCACCAGCAUGAUAACAGAGAGCCAGGCCUGCUCAUUUUGGGGAGCAGUGUGUUGGGGAAGGCAGCAGAAAUUGAGAGGCAGGAUUGAGUUUGGCCCUAGGAGGAGGUUGGGUAAAAGGCCAGUGUGGGUUGGAGGGCCUGGGCAGAUAGAGAGAGGCCAGGGCACACCCCAAAGCCUGGAGACUGCACUUGAUGUCCAGGGUUGUGAGACACCACCUCCCCUCUUACUCACAACUGAGAGCAAGAGGCAUUGAUCAGUUCAGUUUGUGUGCGGCUGCAUCCAAGGUGGCUCGGCUAGGCACCUCUGUUUCCUUGACUCAGGAGGCUGGGAGUCCAGGCUCCACUGAGGCUCGGCUGGGAGGAUCAGAGUCUGAGUUCAUGCCUGUGUUCCUGGUAGGAUCCAUGUUGGCUAGCCUCAGUGUUUUUGUAAUGAGAGGAUGGGUGACUGUCAUGUCUUUAUCACAGGACACACUUGCUAAAUGGAUUUGUUUGCUCUGAGGAGGAAAGAGAGAGAGGGAAGUGGUGCUGGAGACAGGGAUGCAGACAGGGGUCAUGGACUUGGCAUAACUCAGUCUUGGAGAUGACAUCCCAUCACCUAUACCCACUUCAAUUCCCAUGAAUCCAGAGGCUGAGCCCCUUGAGGUGAGGGGUGAACUGGUUCUGGCAGCAGGAUGCUGUGGUACCUCGGAGUCUCUGUGAGACCCCAACACUCGACGCACUUGGGCCCUUUGGAAUUCUUAGGAGAAGCCUUGGGAAGUUGUAGGGCAGAGGGGAGCAGCCUCUGCAUCUCAGUCGCCUCCAACUUGCCAUGGUGCAGAGUGGGAACUGCAGCCAGGAUGGGACGGACGUUGGCCACGUCCCUGUGUGGGACACAGGCCUGAUUGAGUUGGGGUGCAUUCUUUGUCUCUCCGCUUCUUGUGAUUGUCCCAUCUCUACGUUUGUGCUUUAGCCACCUGUGAGUCCCAUCUCUGGUUUCAGAGAGCAUAGAGGCUGUUAUGGGCCAAUAGACACAAUAACCCUAGAGAUUAGAUGCUACCCUGCUUUCCAGAAAAGACUGGGCACGCCAUGAGUUGCACAAGGAUGAGACCAGGGUCCAAAAGCUGCUGAGAGGGAAGGACUGGUUGUGAAUGCAUUUUUGAAGGCUCCAAGCUGGAACUCUAGUGGCACCAAGCAGGGCAGAUGCUGGUGGGGGUAUUUGGGUAGUUGUUGGUGAACACAUGCGCACCUUAUAUGGGUAGGCAUGGAGGAGAAAUCAGCAGCCCAUAGGGCUUUUGAAAGUGGUCUUAUGUGAAAAGAGGCUCAGGUAUGGGCACAGGAAAUGACAUCAUCGCCUUGACAAUGGAUCAAACAGAACAUGGAACCCUGGUAUCCAGGCACCCACUUCACUGACCAAGCCAUCCGAGCUCAUUUGGUUGGAGACACUGAAGUGAGAAGGAUGUUCUCCUGUGGUUGCAAACAAUGCCGAACCUCAGGCUCCCAGGAAUCUCAGGGGGGCCCACCAGCCCUUUUGUGGAUACACUGGGGUGAAAAUGAUCAGAACACGGAGGAGCCCUUCAGGGUACAGAGCCUUGAAUCUUCCAGGCAGGACCAGCUUAGGAAUGAGCUCCUGCCUGACAUUUGUGGGAGGAACCUACAUUUCCGCAGCAACAUGGGGUUAAUCUCCUGGGAUUUCAUCCCCACCCAGCAGGUGCUGGAUCUCUUGUUCCCAAGUGCCUCACCUUCCUUCCCGGGGACCUGGGUGAACUUCUACACCGAGGCUUCCCAUCAGCCUCCAGGCUCUCUGAGUCUGCAGCUACUACUGCAAUCCAUGUGGCUCCUUCUGGGUGGCUUGAACCUGGAGCACGAAGCCCACCACCUGCUGGCCCAGACUGAAGAUGGCAAAUCAAGCCAGGCAGAGCCUGAGAGCCAGGCGGACUGGGCUACAAGCUCAGUUCCUGUCACGGCUCCUAAGCCAACCCCAGAGCCAGAGCCUUCUCCCUGGGAAGGGGCAGAGCCGGAGUCCAGGACAUCAGGGGUCUCCACUAGGAGCUCCUCACGGCCCCAGUACAACAAGCGGGUGGGAGGCAGCUGCCUCAUUCACGUCUACCUGGAAAACGAAAGGACAACAAAGUAUAAGAGCAUCCUGGUGACCUGCCAGGACAGGGUUCCAGUCAUUAUCCGCAGGGCCCUAGAUGCACACUUGCUCCAGCAGGAGGAUCCAGAAAACUUUGAGCUUCUGCAAAUUGUCUCGAACCAUCAGAAGCUGAGGAUCCCUGCUGAUGGGAACGUAUAUCACGCCCUGGAUGGCAGAGUGGAUUAUAACUUUCUUCUUCGGGAAACAGCUGCCAGCAAGUGGUCCAAGGUCAAGCCAAAGGAGUUCUUGGAGCCUUCUAUGGCAGUGGCAUCCGGGAUCCCAGCAGCUGUGAGCAGCAGCUCUGCAGUGGCUGCAGGACCAUUGCCCCAGGCCACCCAAAGCAAUGAGUGCUGCAUGAGAAAAGUCACCAGUAGCAGCUCCUCACUGUUUCACUCCAGCGAGCAGGUGGAAGACAGCCGCGUGGUUCACGUCCUCCUAGAGGGACAGAGCCCGAGGGAGACAAAGCGCAUCCUGUUCUCAGAAUCAACCUGCAAGUCCUCCAGGCCGCUUUCCCACAAGCUGGUGGGAGACACCUGCUUAAUUCGUGUCCACUUAGAAACACAAAGUCCAAAGAUGGCCAAGACUGUCCUGGUGACCUGCCAUGAUAGGGCUCCUGUCGUCAUCCGCAGGGCCCUCGAGCUACACUUGCUUACUCAGGAGAAGCCGGAGGAAUAUGAGCUGGGCCAAAUCAUCUCUCACCGUCAGAAGCUGAGGAUUCCAGCGCAGGCCAAUGUAUUUUAUGCAAAGAACCCUCACACAGAACCCAACUUUGUGCUGAGGAAAAGGAGCCUCUCCCAAAAGAAUGAUGAAUGGAUCCAGCCUCAACCUCCCUCUCGUCCUGCAAAGAAGGCUCCAGCCCUCCUGAGGAUGCUUGCAAAACCAUUCUACUGCUGUGUGCCUGGGCGGGGCUGAGGCAGCCCGGGAAUAUUUACAUUGAUUACUAUUUGCUUCAAAGUUUGAACCUAUAGUUUGCCAUUGUCCUUGACCUUGUUUAGUAAGACAGUUGUUACUCUAUCCUGUAUUUGCUGUUUCCAUUAAUAUAUUAUUAUUUUAAAAUAUAUAUAUUUUUUGUUACCUGA